Tyto alba (common barn owl) is the source of this 413-nucleotide messenger RNA. RefSeq names its product late histone H2B.L4. NCBI's taxonomy places the organism in Eukaryota, Metazoa, Chordata, Aves, Strigiformes, Tytonidae. Gene Ontology annotation, molecular function: structural constituent of chromatin; DNA binding; protein heterodimerization activity. The coding region runs from base 18 to 413 and encodes 131 amino acids. The record is from RefSeq and is a predicted model, not a curated record. The transcript has 2 exons. Gene Ontology annotation, cellular component: nucleosome.
CAGGUCCAUGGCAUCUCAUGGUUGCUCUGUUGGAGCUUGUUCUGUGGGUGCUUGAGAUGAGUGUAGAAGCUGGGAAGAAGCGUGGUUAUGUUCCCACUUCUGGGGAUAGGAUGUCUAAGAAGAAACCAAAGAGAAAGGAAACCUAUUCAGUCUAUAUCUACAAAGUACUGAAGCAGGUGCACCCGGACACCGGCAUCUCCUCCAAGGCCAUGAGCAUCAUGAACUCCUUCGUCAAUGAUAUCUUUGAGCGGCUGGCCUCGGAGGCCUCGCGCCUGGCCCAGUACAACCACCGCUCCACCAUCACCAGCCGCGAGGUGCAGACAGCCGUGAGGCUCCUGCUGCCUGGCGAGCUGGCCAAGCACGCCAUCUCCGAGGGCACCAAGGCUGUCACCAAGUACACCAGCAGCAAGUGA